GAAAAGAGUUUCAAUGAACAUGGAAACCUUAAAGUCCACAUGAGCGUUCACACUGGAGGAAAGCCUUACAACUGUCCUGAGUGUGGAAAAAGUUUCAAUAGAAAAGGAGAUCUUACUGACCACAUGACAGUUCACACUGGGGAGAAGCCUUACACCUGUAAAAAGUGUGGAAAGAGUUUUACUCAAAAAGUAAACCUUAACAGGCACAUGACAAUACACACUGGAAAUAAGCCUCACAUCUGCCCUGAGUGUGGAAAGAGUUUUGAUCAACUUGGAAACCUUAAAGUGCACAUGAGAGUUCACACUGGAGAGAAGCCUUACUCCUGCAAACAGUGUGGAGUCAGUUUCACUCAUGAAGGAAACCUGUACAGGCACAUGAGAAUUCACACUGGAGAGAAGUCUUUCACCUGCCAACAGUGUGGAAAAAUAUUCAAUAGAAAAGGAAAUCUUAAUGACCACAUGAGAGUUCACACUGGAGAGAGCCCUUUCCCCUGCCAACAGUGCGGAAAGAGUUUUACUUAAAAAGUAAACCUUAACAGGCACAUGAGAAUUCACACUGGAGACAAGCCUUACACUUGCUCUGAGUGUGGAAAGAGUUUUUAUCAACAUGGAUACCUUAAAGUGCACAUGAAAGUUCACACUGGAGAGAGACGUUUUAUCUGCCAACAGUGUGGAAAAAGCUUCAUUAAAAAAGGAUUCCUUACGAGGCACAUGAGAAUUCACACUGGAGGAAAAGCUUAUCAAAAUCCAUGCCCUCAGUGUGGAGAGAGUUUCGAACUACAUGAAAGCCUUAAAUC
Molecule: messenger RNA, 797 nt
Organism: Carassius carassius (crucian carp)
Lineage: Eukaryota; Metazoa; Chordata; Actinopteri; Cypriniformes; Cyprinidae
Product: gastrula zinc finger protein XlCGF57.1-like
Exons: 1
Coding region: 40-522 (160 amino acids)
Cellular component (GO): nucleus
Source: RefSeq, a predicted model, not a curated record